Molecule: messenger RNA, 1250 nt
Organism: Paralichthys olivaceus (Japanese flounder)
Lineage: Eukaryota; Metazoa; Chordata; Actinopteri; Pleuronectiformes; Paralichthyidae
Gene: surf6
Product: surfeit 6
Biological process (GO): ribosomal small subunit biogenesis; ribosomal large subunit biogenesis
Cellular component (GO): nucleolus
Molecular function (GO): RNA binding; DNA binding
Source: RefSeq, a predicted model, not a curated record
CGCCCCGCCCCGCUGUGUUUGACCCACGUGUGUAGAGAAUGUGUUGAUAUUUCCACUGAGUCUCUUUCCGUCAAACAGAAUCAUCAGGUUUGUCUCAGCUGAAUUCAAACUCAAACCCGGGUUCGUCUGCAGACAUGGAUCUCGCCUCCAGGGACUCGUACAUCCAGAAACUGGCCAGUAAAGUGUUUUCUCAACGAGACCAGGAACCGAAGAAGAGGCCGUUCGUGCAUUUCAAAGGUAAAACUGACACUGGUCCUCCAAAGAAGAAAAAGUGCAAAAAGAAGAAUUUCAAAGAACGAGGCCCCAACGAGAAGACGCCUAAACCCCAACAGAGUCCUUCGCUUUCUACAGCAGCACAGAAAGGUGCGGCCAAAGCAAAACGCAGUGACUCCAAAGCUGAGAGCGUAAAUGGAUCCACAGCACAGAAACAGAAAGGAGUUAGUAACCAGUCCAACUUCUCGACAGUGGAUGUUUUACGCAAAAGGCUGCAUGAAAAGAUAGAAGAGUCCAGAGGGCAGGGAGCCCCAAAGGAUGCAUUAUCAGACGCCGUCCUGGCAAAGCGAGCAAAGCGGAAGCUGGAACGAGAGCGCAAGAAGAGGAAGAGGAAAGAGUUUCGGAUGAAAAAACUGACUGAAGACAGUGGCCAAGAGCAGCUGCCAGAGGUAAAACAGGAGGUGCAGGAGACGCCCGCUGCAAGCAAGAGAAGUGAAAGCUCUAUUAUAUUCAACAAGGUGGAGACAGUGGAGGAAGGCUACGUAGACAAAAUGCAGAAGAAGAAGAACAAGAAACAGAGCGUCAAGGGCCAGAUAACGCCGCUGACGGGGAAGAACUACAAGCAGCUGCUCGGUCGCGUGGAAGCUCGCAAGGAAAAGCUGGAAAAGCUGAGGGAGAAAGAUGAGGGGAAGGCCCUUGAGAUGGAGAAGAAGAUCAAAUGGACCAACCUGCUUUAUAAAGCAGAGGGCAUCAAGAUAAAAGAUGACGAGAACAUGCUGCGCACGGCGCUGAAGAAGAAGGAGAAGAGGCAUGAACAGAGGAAAAAGAAAUGGGGCACACUUAGCGAUAACGUCGUAGAGAAGAUGCAGCAACGGCAGGACAAGAGAAGGAAGAACCUCCAGAAACGCAGUAAGGCCAAAACGGAGAAGAAGAAGGACAGGGCACGGAAGAAAGGCAGAGUGUUGCCCGAGGACUUGAAAUAAGCUUCAGUGUAAUGGAAGGAGUCUGUUGUAUGAUUAGAAAACAUCUGUGAAAAA